Toxorhynchites rutilus septentrionalis is the source of this 4500-nucleotide messenger RNA. It is a transcript of the gene mib1, whose product is annotated as E3 ubiquitin-protein ligase mind-bomb. Gene Ontology annotation, molecular function: protein binding; ubiquitin-protein transferase activity; zinc ion binding. The record is from RefSeq and is a predicted model, not a curated record. Gene Ontology annotation, biological process: protein ubiquitination. Bases 253 to 3753 code for a protein of 1166 amino acids. The transcript is spliced from 5 exons. Gene Ontology annotation, cellular component: cytoplasm. Lineage: Eukaryota; Metazoa; Arthropoda; Insecta; Diptera; Culicidae.
UGUAUUUGUCGUCUGUUCCCUUCUUGUCAUUCGUGGAAUAGUGAAAAGAGAAGGUCUCAGUCCGCCGCAGGUAAUUGGGAUAGUUUCGAACCAAAAUCCCAACAAAAUAUUCUCUUCAUAUCGGUCGAAUCGGUCCUAAAAACGCGUUCGGAAGACGCUAUCUAAUCUGGAUAGAGUGUAAACAAUUGUGAUCUGAAAAUUAUCGCGAAAAUUCGACAAUUCCUGCAUAUAUGAAGUGAGAGUGGAAAAAAUAUGGCUUGCGCUAGCGCUACGACAGGCAGCAAUAUGGAAGUGGUGGCGCCGACGAAUGUUUCUGUCGCGACCCGGCCCUCAAGGUUUACGAUGGAGGGUGUCGGAUCGCGAGUGAUCCGUGGACCGGACUGGAAAUGGGGCAAACAGGACGGCGGUGAAGGCCACGUCGGGACGGUGCGCAACUUCGAGUCCCAGGAGGAGGUCGUCGUGGUGUGGGACAACGGUACGGCCGCAAAUUAUCGCUGUGCCGGAGCGUACGAUUUACGCAUCCUGGAUAGUGCGCCGACCGGGAUCAAGCACGAGGGAACCAUGUGUGAUACGUGUCGCCAGACGCCAAUCUUUGGCAUUCGCUGGAAGUGUGCCGAGUGUAAUAACUACGAUUUGUGCUCGAUAUGCUAUCAUGGUGACAAGCACCAUCUAAGGCAUCGAUUUCAUCGGAUUUCCACGCCGGGCGGCGAGAAAACGCUACUUGAGCCGCGACGAAAGACGAAAAAGAUAGCGGUGAGGGGAAUUUUUCCGGGAGCACGGGUUGUCCGAGGCGUCGACUGGCAAUGGGAAGACCAGGAUGGUGGAAACGGACGUCGCGGCAAGGUGAACGAGAUCCAGGAUUGGUCGUCGGCUUCGCCGCGUUCCGCGGCCUAUGUGGUGUGGGACAAUGGAGCGAAGAAUCUGUAUCGGGUUGGUUUCGAGGGAAUGGCUGAUUUGAAAGUUGUUAACGAUUCCAAGGGGACUACUGUGUAUCGUGAUCAUUUACCUUUGCUUGGAGAAUACGGACCUGGUCGUGGACCUCAUAGCUUCCAAAUAGGGGAUCAAGUCACUGUAGAUUUAGAUAUAGAAAUCGUUCAAUCGCUCCAACAUGGGCAUGGCGGGUGGACCGACGGGAUGUAUGAAUGCCUGAAUACCACCGGAACGGUGGUAGGAAUCGACGAGGACCAUGAUAUUGUGGUGGCGUAUCCGAGUUCGCACAGAUGGACCUUCAAUCCGACCGUGUUGACGAUUGUUUCCUCGCCGGCAUCGAUUCUCACAGAGAAUCAAUCGCAGCAAUUUGCUGUUGGAGAUUUCGUCAAGAUCUGUAGUGACUUGGAAAGGAUCAAAAUAUUACAGCGAGGGCAUGGUGAAUGGGCCGAAGCGAUGGUCCCAACGCUUGGCAAAGUGGGACGUGUGCAGCAAGUGUACCAUGAUAAUGAUCUGAAGGUGGAGGUUUGCAAUACUUCGUGGACAUAUAAUCCACUAGCAGUGACAAAAGUGGCAUCAUCCUCCGAUGGUUCAACCGCAGUCACAACAAAUGGUGAACGACUGUCAGCGAUACUGAAGAAACUAUUUGAACCACAUGCAUCAGGCGACACCACAGAAGAAUUGGUGAAGGCUGCUGCUAAUGGUGACUGCACUAAGGUAGAGGAAUUCCUCACAGGACCCAACGCUCAAAAUGUUGCUUCAUCAUCCUCUAGCGCGCAAGAUUCGUCCCAGGUGCCAAAGGUAGACGUCAAUGGGGUAUUCGCUGGACACACUGCGCUGCAGGCUGCGAGCCAGAAUGGGCAUCUGGAAGUGAUUCAAGUCUUACUGCGAUACAAAGCAGAUGUUGAGAUUGAAGACAAGGAUGGCGAUCGUGCCGUCCAUCACGCUGCAUUUGGCGAUGAACCUGGUGUUAUGGGUUUAUUGGCAAAGGCAGGAGCUGAUUUGAACGCCCGUAACAAACGAAGGCAGACGGCGUUGCACAUUGCAGUUAAUAAAGGACACUUCAACGUAGUGAAGACACUAUUGGAGCUGAACUGUCACCCAAGUUUACAGGAUUCGGAAGGUGACACUCCUCUACACGAUGCAAUCUCCAAGGAACAUGAUAAUAUGCUUUCGUUGUUGCUGGAUUACGGCGCGGAUAUCACAUUGACCAAUAACAACGGCUUCAAUGCUCUCCACCACGCAGCGCUCAAGGGAAACCCUAGUGCAAUGAAAAUUCUGCUUACUAAGACCAAUCGAUUGUGGAUUGUAGAGGAGAAAAAGGACGAUGGCUAUACGGCGUUGCAUCUGGCGGCCCUCAAUAAUCACGUGGAAAUUGCUGAAUUGCUUGUCCGGAUGGGCAAGGCGAACAUGGACUGUCAGAAUGUCAAUCUUCAGACGGCUCUGCACCUGGCGGUGGAGCGUCAGCAUGUGCAAAUAGUGAAGCUGCUGGUGCGUGAGGGAGCCAAUUUGAACAUUCCCGACAAGGAUGGCGACACUCCGCUGCAUGAGGCGCUGAGACACCACACGCUCUCGCAGUUGCGCCAGCUGCAGGAUGUGGAGGGAUUCGGCAAGAUUCUGAUGGGACUGAGAAAUAACACCGACAAAAAAGCGUCCGCCUCGAUCGCAUGCUUCCUGGCUGCAAACGGCGCCGAUCUGACGAUUAAAAACCGAAAGCUUCAAACACCGCUGGAUCUCUGCCCGGACCCCAAUCUCUGCAAAACAUUAAUAAAAUGCUACAACGAACGCAAAACUGAUGACAUGGAUAUGAGCGCUGCCACCGCCGCCGGUGCAGGUAUACCGGCUCCUCCCGCCUCUGUUCUGCGAAACGGUGCUCCGAACGCGGCUGCCCCGACGACAACAACGACGGCUGCGGCUGUCACGAAUGCUACGGGAAUAAUUUCCGCAGUUGGUGGCGGUCCUGGUUCGGCGCCUCCUCCAGGCGCAGCCACUGUUGGAAUUCCACCUGGUGUUGUGGAUGCUAAUCUGUUGAAUGAUUUGAACAAGAUGUCUAUUCAGCCGGCUAUUAGUGGUCAAUCGAACAACAUCGUCGGAUCCAACGGUGGCAGUCCGCUGGACGAAUGUCUGCUGUGCUCCGAUCAGAAGCGAGAUACAGUAUUCAAACCGUGCGGUCAUGUCGUGUGUUGUGAUAAUUGCGGACCACGGAUCAAGAAGUGUUUGAUUUGUCGAGAAUCUGUUGCCGAGCGUGAAAAGAUUGGAGAGUGUUUGGUUUGUUCAGACCGAAAGGCUUCGGUAUUUUUCAAACCCUGCGGUCACAUGGUGGCUUGCGAUAAUUGCGCUCAGAUCAUGAAAAAGUGUGUCCAGUGUCGGGCCCAGCUGGACCAGAAAGUUCCCCUCUCAGUUUGCAGUGGCGGUCCAGGAAACGUGAUAACCGUUCAACAUCAGCGAGACGAAAAGAAAGAGCAGAGCGCUCAGAUUUUGUUGCAAGGCAUCAACAAAAGUGGACACGGAGUGGCAAUGAACAACACAACGUCGCCGAACAUUAGUGGCGUAAAUGGAACGCCAACAUCGCUCACUACAACGAAUAACAUUGGUACCGCAGCCGUGGCGCCAAGCAAUUUGAAUCUGGUAGAUGACUUCCAAAAGCUUCAGCAACAACUGCAGGAUAUAAAGGAACAGACAAUGUGUCCCGUGUGCUUCGAUCGCAUUAAGAACAUGGUGUUCCUCUGCGGUCACGGGACUUGCCAAAUGUGUGGCGAUCAAAUCGAGGGCUGCUGCCCCAUCUGCCGGAAGACGGUCGAGAAACGUAUUCUACUGUUCCACUAAAAAAGUACACAUGCAGAAUCUUAAUCCAACUACAUAUUUAUAUGCGCAACAGCACCUCCUGCGAGGCAGACAUUAGACACAGAUUUGCAGCCUGUCUGUCUGCGUGUGGUAACGAAAAAUCAAAACUGUUGAAACGGCUAAUUUAAUAAGUUUUAAACGUAUUCUCCCACUAGCCUUUAGUAUAUCGUUAAUCUUCAAGAUUGAAUUCCAUUAUGAUUGUUUUAGAUGUUAAUGAGAUUUUAUCUGUCUCAUAGGUAAGCAUAAAGUAUACUGAUUUUCUAUAUCUUUUAUGUAGCGACAAUUCGAGGCAACUCUCGAAGGUUCUUUUUUUCAAUUUGUAUGUAUGUCGAACAACAUUUUAACUGGUGUGGAAAAAAGGGUACGGUUUAUGUUGACCCAAAAAUGGAUGUUAAUGAGUUUUGUUGUUUUAAUUUCGACAAAAAAUUCGUUUACAUGGUCUAGAAUCCUAGUAUUUUACAAAGCAAGAAACCAAUUGAGACAUUAGACAAAUCACUUUUAAUCAAGCACAGAACCAAAAGGAUAGAAAAAGAACAUUCACCUUAAAUAAUGUUCUGCGUAGCUUUCAAAGUAUAUACAAAAACCCCACCACCUUCAAUAAUAGUGUGCCCAAUUAUUAGUGUACGCCGAAACGGCACACUCAUUCGCAUUAUACAAAUCUAUAUAAUCUUCUGGGUUACUCGACGUGUUUGCUAUUACGUCAAAUAAAUAUCCAUAUCGAAAAAUCUA